This is a messenger RNA of Rana temporaria (common frog), 3490 nucleotides long. RefSeq names its product somatostatin receptor 3 (gene SSTR3). NCBI's taxonomy places the organism in Eukaryota, Metazoa, Chordata, Amphibia, Anura, Ranidae. The transcript has 2 exons. Gene Ontology annotation, cellular component: neuron projection; membrane. Gene Ontology annotation, molecular function: neuropeptide binding; somatostatin receptor activity. Gene Ontology annotation, biological process: neuropeptide signaling pathway. The record is from RefSeq and is a predicted model, not a curated record. The coding region runs from base 1358 to 2569 and encodes 403 amino acids.
UUAUUGAUAUAGGGCGAUAUGUCUGUAUCAUCUCCCUUAGAUGGCUGCUGCAUAAGUACAAGCUAUGGGUGCAUUGGUAUGUGUGUCAGCAUGUGAGCAGGGGUUAGCAGAGGAGAGGGAUAUGAAUGGGGCAGGAUGGAUGCAUGCGGAAAAAUGAAUGAGGUAGAGAGGGGGAGAAUGAGUGUGAGGAAUGACGCAGUGAAAUGGGGGAGGUCACUCCAUGACUCCCAUUAACUCACUACAUGCCACUUAACAGGAAACCUCUUUUUAUAUUAACUGCUUAGUGGUACAGUGGAAAGGGUUACAGGCAGGGGAUUUUUUUUUUCCGUUCCUUUGGGGAAAUAACAUUUUCCCUGCCUCAAUAAUGAAUGAUUUGAAAUAUAUGCAUCAGUGCAGAGAUGCAUCCAAUAUACAGCACAGCUAGGAAAAGAGUCAAUGCAUUUCUCUUCUUCAUUCUUUCUUCACCUUUUUCUCAAUUUUUUUUUUUAAAUGUUUCACUCUUUCUUUGUGUCCAUCCCUCUCUCUCUCCCUAUGUAUUUAUAGCUUUCUCUCCCUCACUCCCACUCACUCCCCCUCUCUCCACCUUCUCAGCCCCUGAUUGGUUUGCAACCUGUGUGCCACUGUCAGACAAAUGCUUGAUACGGGGAGAUAGAGACACAGGGAGACUGAAACAGAGCGAACAGGUUAAAGGAAGGAGCAUGAAAUUGGAGAGCCAGUAGGGGAAAAAAAGCACCUGUACAGGUGAAACUGACCCAAGCAAGUCACCAGGGGCUGCAAAGAACACCUCUGCCUACUUGUAAGAGGCACACAACUGUUUGCUUUCCUAAUUAGUGAGCCACAUCUGAUAUAGGAGACACCUUGCACAGAUUAUCAACAGCUUGGCCUACUGAGGAUGCAGCCUAUUUGAAGAGAAUCAUUCACCUUCUGCCAAGAAGACAUAACAUAAAAUGGACAACCACAGCCACAGACCCCUAUGGCAGUAUAUUGUUGAGAAGAAAUAAAACUUACUGAUGCAUGUUUUAGCCCGCUGUUCAAGAAAUAUGCUAAAAAAAACACAUUGUUCCUCACUACAGUUAGAUUUGUAACAACACAAAGUCAACAUAUUAAUGAGAAAGGCCAACCAAAAGGCUUUGGAAGAAACAGUUGUGAUUCCAAACGAAAUUAUUCAGGCAUCUACUAAAAACUGGUAAUAUUUCAUUGUGGAAGAUGAACAAUCUAUGCUUAUUUUUUUUCAAAAGAGAAAAAUAGAAUAUGGCAAUAUUUAUUAAAAUAAAAGAUUUACAGAAAUAAGGAGGGACAUUAUUUAUGAAAAAAUACCAAUAGCCAAAAACAACCAUGUUCUGACGUGUGCUCAAAAAUGACACCAACAUCCCCAACUAGCCUUCUUCCAAGCUUCUUCGCAGACAUUAACACAACUCUAUGUGCCAAUGUUUCAGCUACUCCAAACGUGGCUGCCCCAGGGCUUCUCAUUCCACUGGUAUACUUAGUUGUAUGUGCAGUAGGAUUAUGGGGUAAUACCUUGGUUAUCUACUUAGCAUGGCGAAGUCCUGCUGGACAGAACUCUGUCACUGCUCUCUAUAUUCUAAACUUGGCCCUGGCUGAUGACCUUUUCAUGUUGGGGUUGCCCUUUCUUGCUGCCCAGAGUGCUAUGUCCUACUGGCCAUUUGGAUCACCAGUAUGCACAAUCGUAAUGGCUCUGGAUGCUGUCAAUCAAUUCACAAGCAUUUUCUGCUUAACUGUACUAAGUAUAGACAGAUAUCUAGCUGUGGUUCGUCCCAUCAAGUCAAUAAAAUGGAGAAGACCCAACGUGGCUAAAUGUGUCAAUGUAACUGUUUGGAUUGCUUCUUUCUUGGUUGUACUACCAGUAGUUUUCUUUGCUGGAGUUCCAAAGGAGUCCGGAAUGUGUCAUAUCGCUUGGCCUGAACCACAACAGGCCUGGAGGACUGGUUUUAUCUUGUACACUGCUGUACUUGGGUUCUUCUGCCCAUUGCUUGUGAUCUGCGUAUGUCAUAUACUUAUUGUGGCUGAACUAAGAAUAUCUGGAAAUCGGGUUAGGGUGGCUCCAACUCGACGACAGGGUCCUGAACGUAAGGUAACUAAGAUGGUGGCCCUUGCAGUGACUGCCUUCAUCCUGUGUUGGCUGCCCUUUUAUGCCUUAAACAUUAUUAAUCUGUUGUGGCCUCUACCUGCAGGUCCAAGGUUGUAUGGACUUUACUCCUUUGUGGUAGCUCUCUCCUAUGCUAACAGCUGCCUGAAUCCUAUUAUUUAUGCCCUUCUAGCUCGUCCAUUCCAACGAGGCUUGAGACGUGUUUUUUGUAGGACAUCUGUAAGGGUGGCUGAUGGAGAUACGCAUGGACCUAAUGAAACAGUACAAAGAGACCUUAGCAGAGUUAGUGGCAUUUCUCAAGAUAGAAGAAGUCCAAGAGUGGACAGAGUGGAUGAAAAUGGGCAGAGAGCUGGAGCUGAAGAAUCUCUGCAGCAGGAAGUUGGACCAUCAUCACAAAACGCUCUACCAGAGGAACUAGGGGCAUCUGAAAAAGAAAAUAUGCUAGGCAUAAGCUAUUUAUAGCCAGAAAAAAAGCCUGAGUAAAAAAACAAACAAAAAAAAUGCAUUCUAAAUAAGAAAUGAAAAUCACUUUUCAAUAUCAAUGAUAAAAUUCCGUCUAUUUGAUUCUGUGGGACCUGUUUUCUGGAAUAUCUGUUAGCUUUAUUUAAAAAAAAAAAAAAAAAACUUCUGAGAAAACCUUAUUAUAAAAGAACUGUAUGUAGGUAAUUUUAUGGAAAAAAUAUUGAAAGAAGUUGGUCAAAGGUUUAUCACAGAUCUUGAUAACACUUCAGACUUGUCAAUGCUACAGCUAAGGUUUUGAGUGACACUGACAGCUCAUCCAAAAACUUGACUUCAAAAGAUGAAAGUUACUUAGGCAAGUACGAUGAGUGUCUUAGAUUGUAACCUCUGCAGGCCAGAGCCUCAAUGAGCCAAAGAACUGCAACUUAAAUAAUGUAAUCAAGUACUGUAAUAUUAUUUAUCUAGUAAAGAUGUCCUACUUGUUUCCUUUCCAGCUAUGGACAAACUAAAAUCUGAACUUAUUGUUAAGUGCGUUGCCUAGUAUGUCAUGCUGCAGCUUAAAAACUAACAUGCCAAAAAGUGCUUGCAUUUAGGGGUCAGUCCGCUCAAAUGUAAUGUUUAAUUAUAGGAGGAGCCUAGUGAGCUAAGUCAUAUGUCUUGGAUAUUCUGACAGUAAAAUGUCCUUGUCACUUUCUGUCACCUUGGUAAUGUUGGCUGUUUCUGCCUACCUUUUUGUAUUUCAAUAUCUUCUUCAUUCUUUCAUUCUUUAUCAUAUAAAUCUAGCAAAAGUUUUCCUUAUUUGUUGUAAUCAUGUAAUAUCUAUUUUAUCUAUUGGUAUGGCUAUACAUGUACAAAGCAGCUUCUAAAAAAAUUGAGCUGUGUAAAAUCUACAUAAAAGCAGAAUGCAAUGAUUUGCAAAUCUCA